Molecule: messenger RNA, 1880 nt
Organism: Moneuplotes crassus
Lineage: Eukaryota; Ciliophora; Spirotrichea; Euplotida; Euplotidae
Source: the annotation of a GenBank genome assembly
AUGUUAGAGCUCGAUGAUAAUCAUCCAAAAAUAAUGCUAAACUACCGUUUUGAAGAGCCUGAUUCAUUUCCUAAAGAAAUCGAUCUUCCAGGCUAUUCUCAAUAUGUAAAAAGAUCCCAUGACAAUUAUAAAUUUUCUGGGAAAUACUUUUCUCAUGGAACUCCAGUCCUUGAGGAAACAGAAAGAAAUGAUGACAUUGGUCUGUUAAACUCAGAUAAUUCCAGACCUGGUAAUAAUCUUCUGAUUUUCCAAAGAUCCUCUUUUAAAGUUCAGGAAUAUAAAGCGAGAAUAUAAUAUCCCAAUUCCAAACAAGAAUGACUGGCUUACUAAAGUUUGUUAGAGUUUCUGCAAAUAUUUAAGGAUCCAUGAAGUGAUAACAGCAGAAAUACUACACAGAUAUUUCUGAUUUUUCGUCCUGAAAUAUUUAAAGGUUAUUUACAAUUUUAUGACUGAAGAGAAGAAUUUGACUCUGACCUGAUAAGCAGAGGCACUUACAGAAGUGAUGUCAAAUACAUUUGCCCAAAAUUCACAGGUUUUCAGUACUCAGGCAAUGAGCUUAAUUCUAAGAGCCACUACUUAUCGAUUCUUUUUAUCAACCCUUGAAAAUCUGGAUGUGUGAGUCUGAGUACUAAAGAAUGGGAGGAAAUGUUCAAAACCAGUCGCUUAAAUGUGUUUGUGAAGAAUAAAUAUGUGGAUCUUAAUGACAUUGACAACCCCUUUAAAUCCAGAACAACAAACUAUAAGUUCUAUAAUACCUCAGAAGGAGGAUUGGUAGCAUAUUUUAACUUGAUAAAACACGAAGUAAUCUUAGAAGACUCAUAUUGGCCGACCUGGAGAAUAUGGACAGAACCUAACCCAAUUGUGUUCUAUACAUUGGAACUACACCAAGAGUCAGCUUUGCAUAGAAAAGAAUUCAAAAUUGUGGUAGAAAUGGGAGACGAAGUCAGACAAUAUAGGAGGAAAUUCCUCUCCUUUCUAGAAGUUACAGGAACCAUUGGAGGUAUCUUCGAACUCGUUGAGAUCAUAUUUGGCUUUGCCAUUGGGAUCUAUUCUUCAUACAUGUUCAAGCGAGACCUUACGAAGUACCUCAACCAAGCUAGUCAUGAUGUGGAGCAGAUUAAGGGAGUGCUUCACGAAGGUAAUAAUGAACAAUCAAAUACAAAGAAGGAGCCUAAUCAAGCUGAUCAAGAUGAAGAAUUAAAAGAUUUUCAAGAUCAAGUACUCAGAUUUGAUGAAGAGUCUAAACUUUAUGAAAGCUCCAAUAAAAUAAUUCUCCAACAGGUUUCUCCUCAAAACAAAAAUUCUUGUAAAUAACAAUGAUGAAAUGAAACAAAAAGAACCUUCAGUCUCCAAACAUAAAUCCAUCCUCGAGAAACUAAUGCCUUUUGAAUCUGAAAAAUUUCUUGAUUACGAUUCAUUCAAAAACAACCUCGACUGAGUUCAAAUUAUCAAAGACAUCAAAGUGCUACAACAAAAAGUGGCGUUUCUCAUCGAAACGAGUCCAGUCUUGAAUGAUCAAGCCACACUCACUCAUGCUAAAAAGACACAGAAAUAACUCUGAAGCCAAUAGGGCAGGAGUCAGCAACAAAGGGGGCGCCAAUAUAAACAAGAAUUAUACAAUGGCCACGAAAACUCAAGGGAGAGAUCCAAAGAGAAGUCGAGUGUUUCCAUUCCCAGACUCAAAAACUUGUUCUUCCAAAUAGCAUUUGUAAGCCUCGACUGUUUAAAAGUCCGAGCAAGUUCAAAAGCAGAAUUCUAAACUACAAAGCAGAAGACAGCCAAGAAGAAGAACCUAAAUCUGAUUCCAUAGAUGCAUCCAAAAGCUUUGAUUACCUUUAAGAAUAUUAAUAACACUCGAAGUGUGUUAAUUUACUUUAUCC